AUCGAAGCAAAACGGUCCUCUUCGUCAUGUAUCCGCGUUACGGCCUCCUCCUCGUGUUCGCUUAUCACGUUGUGACUGGUCUGUCCUUACCGACGACGACCUAUGAUCAACGACAAACCGGUGAUCUAAACGUGCAAGUCCACCUGAAGGAUGUGCAAGUGGUGGCGUUGUUGGACCCGGAGAUGCUUGACGAUUACACGGAAUACGAUUAUUUCUACGAUUACGCCGACUUUACGUUGAAACCGAUCGUCAAGCCCACCACCAGUACUACAACUACCACCGAAACAGUUCCGUUAGAGCAAAUCAAUGUCUCCGAAACACCCGAUUCUUCCUCUCAAAAUUCGACAUUCCCUUCGAUCAGCGAGUCAAAUAUAAAUUCUACCAUGGAAAACGCGGAAACUCUUCUACCAGUGGACGAUGAGAAAACAAACGAAACCUUAGCUAGUUCGUCAACUGAAAGUUUAGAAAAUUCAACUAGUGACGGCAGUAUACUAAGAAUGAGGUUAAGUGACAAAAUUGGGAACCUUUUUGAGGAUAAGAAGGAAAAUCCAACGAAGCAUGAUAACUGGGAAUCAUCCACGGAGAAUCCGUCCAAAAGACUGUCUAGAAAACGGUGCAAAUUAGGAUAUUCACCGGAUGGCAAGGGUCGUUGUCGUCGUUUGAGUCAACGAAAAUUAUCGUUAAUUCCAUUGACGAUGAGAUUACCAUCAAAACUUUUAGACGAUCUAAGGCGCAGCGCAAGGAAUUUGGCGCAGGAGGAAGACGAUCGAAUGCACUUAAACUGAGCCGUGCCAUGAAUAUUCGAUGAAUCCUGUGCGAUUGUGCGGAGUUGCCUCAUGUUCCUCGUGUGACUUAAGUCGAAUUUACAUUGUUUCAUAUUGGAAGAACACGGUAGAUGAACACUUGCUUUCAUCCGCAGAUGAAACGAGGAUGAAAGCAGUGUUGCAACAAGUGUAAAACGAAACACACAAAGCGAAAGAGUGUAAAUUCGGCUUUAUGUUAAGUUACGUAUGUCCCAUCUUACAUUUCUAUUCGGCCAUAAUUUCCUUAGCCGUUGUAUAUAAUAAUAUAUAUAAGAAACAAUUAUACUUAACAGGGUUAUAAAAUUGUUGUAAUAAAUAAAUUUAUGUAUGCAUA
Molecule: messenger RNA, 1137 nt
Organism: Bombus impatiens (common eastern bumble bee)
Lineage: Eukaryota; Metazoa; Arthropoda; Insecta; Hymenoptera; Apidae
Exons: 3
Coding region: 27-785 (252 amino acids)
Source: RefSeq, a predicted model, not a curated record